Tyto alba (common barn owl) is the source of this 6540-nucleotide messenger RNA. RefSeq names its product SPT7 like, STAGA complex subunit gamma (gene SUPT7L). Gene Ontology annotation, cellular component: SAGA complex. Gene Ontology annotation, molecular function: transcription coactivator activity; protein heterodimerization activity. The transcript has 5 exons. The coding region runs from base 345 to 1583 and encodes 412 amino acids. Lineage: Eukaryota; Metazoa; Chordata; Aves; Strigiformes; Tytonidae. The record is from RefSeq and is a predicted model, not a curated record.
ACCGUCUGCGGCUUGCAGUACCGGGGGUAGGGCUCAGCCCCAGAGGGCCGCACCACCGCCUCAGCGCCGGUGCAGAGUAGAGUUCAGGGGAGAAGCGGCGAUGCGGUCUGUUAAACGCCAGCGUUGCGCCCUGAUGCCGUCGUGGAAACUGCGCUGUUCGGUGGGGCACUGAGCGGCAGCUUUCUUGACAAUCAUCCUUCACUUUAUAUUCAGGCCGUCUUCCCAGCUCCAGCUUCAGUUGCUGCCCCAAAACUAGCGCUUCUCCCCGUGACAAGACUCCUCGGUUUCACAGCAGUUGGCAGCUUUCUUCUGGGCUCCGAGGACAACACGGGGCCACUGUGAAAAUGCUGCGAUACUGGGGUGAGAUUCCGGUUUCAUCUAACCAGGCCAACCGCAGCUCCUUUGACCUGCUUCAGCGUGAGUUUCGCACUGUGGAAGUCCAGGAUCCUCCGUUGCACCAGCCAUCUGCGAACAAACCCCGGCCGACCACCAUGCUGGACAUCCCCUCGGAGCCCUGCAGCCUCACGAUUCACACCAUUCAGCUCAUCCAGCACAACAGGCGGCUGCGCAGCCUGAUUGCCAUGGCUCAGGCUCAAAACCAGCAGCAAGCGGAGGGCAUAAAGACUGAAGACAACGAACCUCUGCCAUCUUGUCCGGCCUCCCCACCUCUCCCUGAUGACCUGCUUCCUCUGGAUAGCAAAACCCCCAAAAUGCCAUUUCAGCUGAGGCACAGUGACCCAGAGAGUGAUUUCUACAGAGGAAAAGGGGAGCCAGUGACUGAGCUGAGUUGGUCCUCCUGCCGGCAGCUUCUCUACCAGUCAAUGGCCACCAUCCUGGCUCACACAGGCUUUGAGUGUGCCAAUGAGAGUGUCCUGGAGACCCUGACAGACAUUGCCCACGAGUACUGCUUGAAGUUCACCAAACUGCUGCGCUUUGCUGUGGAUCGAGAAGCUCGACUUGGGCACACCCCCUUCCCUGAUGUCAUGGAGCAGGUCUUCCAUGAAGUGGGCAUUGGCAGUGUGCUCUCGCUGCAGAAGUUCUGGCAACACCGCAUUAAGGAUUAUCACAGCUACAUGCUUCAGGUUAGCAAACAGCUCUCUGAAGAGUAUGAGAAGAUUGUCAACCCUGAAAAGGCAGCAGAAGACACAAAGCCUGUGAAGAUUAAGGAGGAACCUGUUAGUGAUAUUACUUUCCCCAUAAGUGAGGAGCUGGAAGGAGAUCUGGCAUCUGGUGACCAGUCUUUGCCUGUUGGAGUCCUUGGAGCUCAAAGCGAGCGCUUCUCUGCCAACUUGGAAGUAGAAGCUUCCCCACAGACUUCAGGGGCUGAGGUGAAUGCUUCCCCACUCUGGAACUUGGCACAGGUAAAAAUGGAGCCACAGGAAAAUGAGGAGGCUAAUGUACAUGGCCACGGGGUCUUAGGCAGUGAUGUCUUUGAGGAACCGAUGUCAGGCAUGAGUGAAGCUGGGAUGCCACAGAGCCCCAAUGGUUCUGAGAGCAGCUAUGGUUCUCAUUCUGCUGACAGUCUGAUGGGAUCCUCGCCUGUCUUCAACCAGCGUUGCAAGAAAAAGAUGAAGAAGAUGUGAAAAGAGACAGUCUUUUUAUUUAAUCCUGAUGGUAUGUAAUAGACUUGAAAUGAACUAAGAGAGCACUAUGAUGGCUAUGAUUCAUAAACAGGGCUGGCCCUGGUGUACGAGGGACUUUGAAUAAAAUUAUUAUGAGACAUUUGAUGUGUAGUGCACUUCAGCUCCCUUCUUUGCUGGCUUUUGUACUCCAUCCUGACUCAGGGUAUUGAAGAUCACUCUAUACAUUUGAUGGUGUCAUGGCUUGCUUUGGCAGGUUAAUGAGAAAGUUGCUGGUGGAAAUUAGUUGUGAGGAGAUUUGCUAAGCCAUGGAAUCAUUGAAUAACUUAGGUUGGAGGGAUGUCUUGAGGUUUCUAAUCUCUAGUUCAGCCCCCUGCUUGAAGCACAGCCAAUUAGAUCAGGUUGCUCAGGGCCUUUUCCAGUUGAGUUUUGAAUAUCUCCAAGGAUGGUGGUGCCAAACCUCUUUGGGUGUUUUUCCCAUAUUUGACUACCCUCAUAGUAAGAAAAAAUAUAUUCUUGCAUCCAGUUGGAAUUUCCCAUGUUCUAACUUGUGUGCAUUGCCUCUGUUCUGUCAUUGCUCAUCUCUGAGAAGAGUCUGACUCUGUCUUCUCUAACCUGCCCGUUAAGUGGUUGUAUACAAUGAAAUCUCUCUUUAGCCUUUUCUCUUAAGUCUGAAGAAACCAAGCUCCCUCAGCCUCUCCUUGUCCUGUGUUCCAGCCUCCUAACCAGCUUCGUGGCCUUCCACUGAAAUUGCUGCAGUGCCCUUCUUGUAAGGGGGAGCACAAAGUGGAUGCAAUCCUCCAGAUACAGCCUCACAGGUGCUGAAUAGAGAAAUAAUUUCCCUCAAUGUGAUGGCUACAUUCUUGCUAACUGUUGUGGGCAACAAGACAGUCUGAAGUCAGGGUAUUUCACUGGUUGGGGAGCUGUUGCUGCUGCUGCUGACCUUGCAAAGAUGCUGUGAAGUGGCCUCACAAUGCCAUCAGCCAUCUCCUUUAGUGCCUUCAGAUGUAUCCUGUCUGGUUCUGUGGACUUAGGUAUGUCCAAUUGGCUUAAGUUCUUGCUAACUCGAUCUUCCUUGGCUGUAGGCAAUACUCUGCUAGUAGACCAAGGAACCUGGCAGGCCUGAAGGCAGACCUAACCAGUGAAAAUGGGCGAAAAAGGGGUUGAGUACAUCAGCCUCAAAAUGUGUCUUUUGUCACCAGAUUACCUGCUGAACAGUAAACCCAUGCUUUCUUUAACCUUUCUUUUGCUUUGAGUGUACUUAAAAAAGCCCUUCACAUUUCACCAAUUUCAAGUCCAAUUGAGCCUUGGCUUUCCUAACUGUCCCUGCAUGCUUGGGCUGUGUCUGUAUAACCCUCCUGCCCAGCCCAUCCUCACUCCCACUCCCAUGUACUUUUUUCUGUGUGUUUGAGCUCAGUCAGGAGUUUCUUGUUUGUACUGGCCUUCUGUCAUGCCUGCUUUACCUUCUGCUCGUCAGAAACAACUGUUCUACUUUGAGCUGUCUUUGAAGAUAAUGCAGCACUUUUGGGCCCCUUUGGGAGGCUAGGGCAGUCCCCCGUGAGAUCCCGCCAAGGCGUUCCUUAAAUAAACCAAAGGUCCAGGACUCUGUUUGCCUUGUACACAUUUCUCAGGAUUUUACAUGCCACAAUUCCAUGUCUGCUGCAGCCAAGACCUUCACGUUCUGCACCAAUUCUUCCUUGUUAGUAACAAAGCCAGUAGAGCUUCUUCUCUAGUUGAUUGUCUAGUCAGGGAAGUUGAUGUGGUUUUCUGGAGAGAAUGAAGUGGCUUUUACUGCUGGUGUGAGCCAGUACUGCCAAUGCAAACUUUUUCUUUGCUCUUAUUGGAUUGAGUGCAGCAACUUCAGGCUGGCUGAGGUUUCCUAUUAAAGUUGUUAUCUUGACAACUUAGUCUGAAAGAGAAUCUAUUUUGCUGCUUGCUUUUAUGGCUCAGCUGACUGAUGGCAUUUUUUUUUUUUGUUCUGCACAAUCCUCGGUUGAUCAACUCAGUCUUUAACUUGAUUCAGUGAGUAUCUCUCUCAAAAAAGCUAGAAUGAACAUGAAUCAAGAAUGAACAGCCACUUAAACUGGCUUUAUACCUGUAACCCAUUGGGAUGUUUGAGGGAGAUUUACCAAACCUCCCAUUUGUCCUUACAAUUGCAAGUUUAUCUUUUGAAAGAAUGAGCUCCAGGCAUAGUAUUUUCAGUUUUGUAUAACAUGCCUAGCCUUAAUUCUUUUUUCCUAACUGUAUUUCUCUUCCACUUUAUAGAAGUGGAAGCCAAACAUAAAAUUCCUCAAUGUCUAGUAAGAAUGUGUGACCACAGGCUUUUAUGGACAUUGGAGUUAAAAUUGUCCAUCACAGUUCUAAAGGUUUCUCCUGGGGGGUAAAUUCUAGCUAUUUGAAGCCUAGUCAGUAGUAGAACAGUGGACCAGUGUAUCAGGAAAUCUUUAUUUUUAUUCCCUUUGAGUCACCAUUAGGCAUGCUACGAUGUUCCUGUUUUCUCAGCUGUAAAAAAAGAGAAUAGUAGUAUUUGCCUCUUAAAAGUAUGUUAGAGAUUUAGUUACUAUUCAGAAAAGGCACCAUGAUUCUUCAGAGUGUUUUGUGAGAUUUGGGAGCUUUUCUUCCAUUUGGGUAGGACUGUUGCUGGCUGGAGAAUGCUUAGAUGGACACAUAAUGUUACUGAUCUAUGUGUUACUGGUUUUAAGCAAAAACUACUUAUGAAGAAAUACAGCAGUUGUGCUGUUCAACUGCCCAGGUACAAGGAAGGUGUUUGGGGCGAUAUCUUCUCACUCAGCUUUAGAUGUCUGCAGCUAAAUUUGUUCCUCUGGGCCCUGUUUGCAGCUGAAGAGGAAUGAAAUAGUCAUUCUUAAGUCACUGUUCACCUGGCCUUGAAGUAGGAGCAGGUCAGAUGAACAGCAUUUUUAGAAAUGUCUAUUUUUCCUUUGUGUGCCCAUAAAGUGAGUUUAACUUGACUACCUCAGCUGAAGACAUCCACACCAUCAGUGUCUGAGUUAAGUGACCUGACUUUAGCCCUUCCUGUCUGGGAAUCAGAGGAGACUUCCUCCUGCUAGGCCGGUGCUUUUUCUUUUCUACGCAUUUUGUUGAGCUUGCCACUGAAAUGGUAGUACUGGACUAAAAGCAGACUGCCCAUCUUACCUAAACCAGAAGAUCUUACUUAAACCAGCAGAUCCAGUGUUCUCCACAACACAGAAUGUGCUAGGCCAGGGCCUCAAGACUGAGCUUGAUUUGGCCUUUGUGUCUUUGGGUGUGAGAACACCUGUCACUGGGCCUUUCUCCGCAGAUGCCUUGCAAACCUGUUGUAGUAAAGUAUUCUUGAGGACAGGGCACUUGAGUAAAGUCCCUUGUAUGCUAUUCUCAGGAGCUGGAGGACAGAGUGGCUGCUGCCAGCAUCACUUCCUCAUUUGCAAGAUUUCAAGUGGGCUAAAAAUGAAAAUCUGCUGUGUUCCAGGACGUUUAAGACUCCAAAGCAUCAAUCUUAAGUGAUUUCUUUGUAUUGCUGUUGUACAGAUGUUAUAUUUUACUUGUAAUGGUGUUUUUGUAUUUCACAUCCCUUUUCCACACCCAUUUCACCCUGUAACACACACUUAGCCAGAAGUCAGACCUGAGUGCUUCAAGUAUAUUUAAAUACAGUGGAAAUUCACCCUCCAUUGAUUUCAGCUGUGUCGUUGCAGUGUAGGAGAGAAGUGUUAUUGAUUCUUUUUAGGAUGCAUGUUUAUGCAGAGAUGGGAAAUGCAUCAGAAUUGCUUGUACAUUUAAAAAUGAUGGCAGAGUAAAAUCUGUACCUCCUGUUCCCCCUGUUACGCCAGGUGUUGCUUCUGACAUUUGUGUGCUUGACGGUUCCUUUUAUACAUGUGGAAGCUUUACCUCCUGGGUGAGCCCUUCCCCUCUUAACGUUUACUGUCCUUAGAAUUACAGUGGUGUUCAUCAUGCAUGAAAUAGUGACAUUUCAAGUCUAGCUCACGAAGUCAGGUACAGACAAUAUGCUUUUCUGAGGAAUCAAAUAAGAUUUUGCUAUGUGUUAAUGCAGCCUUGGGCAACUAGUGAGGAGUUCAUUGACCAUGUAAUCCCCAAAUUUCAAGCCACAGAUUACGCAGUAGGUUGGAAUAAAGCUCAUCUCUCGCAGUUGUAAAUUUUUGCUGAUCGCUAGUAAAGUGUUCUGCUGACCCACCUGCUUCAGUAGUCUGCAAUUUUGUUGGUACUUUCAUCUUUCUCUGUUCUCUUCCCAAAGCUGGGUAGAUGGCAAAUUAGAAUAUUGGGUAUUGACCAUGUCCAUAUCCAGUAGCAUUGAUGUCUUUAGUGAUUUAUUUUGCCAUGAUUGAAAUUGGUGGAAACUUUGAUAUCAAUUUGGAGAGCAAGAUCUGUGAAUUACUUGGCUUUUGAAGUGUUUUGCAUGAGAAUCAUACAGGAUUGUAGUUGAGAGCGUGCUGUGUAUCAUACUCCUUUUUCCCUCUAGCAAUACCUUUUUAUUCCUUUUGAAGAGUUUUGCCUGCUAUCCAACAAAGUUCACUCUAUAAAUGGCAGUGUAGCAGCUUUAGUAUACAGUUGUAUGUCAGACUGUGCUACCUAGUGAUUUAAUUCCAAGACCAUCCAUACUAAUUUGAAUAUGCAUAAUGCUGUGCAGAAAAAGAUAUGUUUCCUGCAUAGAAAUUUACAAUUUAAAAAGAAAAUGGGAAAAUAAGAUUAGGUAGGGUAGGUGAAGCCAAUCUGAUUAUGUGCUCAAUUCUGAGACUAAUGUACAUGUUAUGCGUGAGGGAUGUUUUACUUAAAAUGUUUUUGUACAUGUGUGUGAAUGAAAUAUGUAACUUUGCUUGUGUUUACAUGGAACAAAAUUGUUUGGAAAUAUUUCAGGAUUGUUUUUUUUGCCUUUCUCUCCUGGAGAGAGUUUCUGUGUAAAUUCUAACAAAAUAAAAUUAAAAAAUUAUUCAGAAAUAAAAAUCCUAAA